AUGAAUAUGUUAAAAGCGGGAUAUGCGGACAAUUCUACCGCCCAGUCUGUUGCAUCAAAGGCGGACACAAGCUACGAAGGGCAGUACACAUCUUUAAUGGGCAAAGUCAUUGCUAUUUCUGGCGCUGGCUCUGGCAUUGGUCUCGCUACAGCCAAGCUCCUGUGUUCUGCUGGAGCGCGCCUAUCCCUUCUCGACAAUGCGAAAGAGCCUCUUGAGAACGCUGCCGAAGAUAUACGAAAGAAUCAUGCUACACGUCUAGACGUCAAUAGCAGCUCCUCCGAUAUCUUGACUACUGUUGCAGAUAUACGAACUAGCGUGGCGGUAGAAGCUUGGAUAGAGAAGACUGUGUCGCACUUUGGUGCCCUCGAUGGAGCCGUGAAUCUCGCUGGCGUUAUCGGAAAAUCCGUUGGUGUUUCCAAUUUAACAGAGAUAUCCGAUGAGGAAUGGCUUUUCGUGAAUGAAGUCAACCUUCAUGGUGCAUUUUACGCAACCCGUGCACAACUUCGGGCGAUGGUAAAGCUUGGGCAAGGGCCACGAAGUAUUAUCAAUGCGUCAAGUACAGCUGGACUUGAGGGUAACCGCAAGAACUCCCCUUAUGUGGCUUCCAAGCACGCCGUGAUUGGGUUAUCGCGCUGUGCAGCUAAAGAGUUCGGACAUUUAGGAAUCAGGGUAAAUGCGAUUGCGCCUGGCCUUAUCAAUACCCCAAUGUUACAAUCGCUACCAGCUGAAAGGGAUGGGCAUAACGACUUCCUCCUCAAGAAUAGUCAAUCAUUAGGCAGGAGGGCAGAUCCAGAGGAAGUGGCCAGAACUAUUGCAUUUCUGCUAAGCCGUGAUUCCUCAUUCAUAACCGGAGCAGUAAUUUCAAUCGACGGCGGGCAAAUCUGUUAG
Messenger RNA from Clonostachys byssicola, 888 nucleotides. NCBI's taxonomy places the organism in Eukaryota, Fungi, Ascomycota, Sordariomycetes, Hypocreales, Bionectriaceae. The record is from the annotation of a GenBank genome assembly.